UUAAUCAAAAUAGUUAUACUAAGUAAAAUCGAGUACGCGCUGUUCCUCUUUUGAAACUCACCAAAAUCGGCUUUAAACACCUUCAGGCCGGUAUAUCAACAAGCGGCGCGAACGAGUAUUUCUGCACUUCGUACAAUUUCAAUAAAAAACCUUUUAACAGAGGCUGCCCUACCAACAAUUGAAGAAAGAAUACAUCAGAUUCAAACGAGACUCAUCCCUAAAUCCCAUCCAACUUAAUCAUCGAUGAAUACAUCUCAAAUAUAAACCGAUCCAAAAGCUCACAAAAAGUUACUUCUCUUAUACAUCAAAUAUAUGGAAACGUCAAAAAGCUAGAGUCGGAGACAUUCUACGGGUGCAAACUUUGCUGGACUGUGCAUUUGUUUUUACUGAAGAAGCGUGUGCCGUUUGUCUUGCUAUAAACAUGGCCCUGGAAAAUGACCGUAAAACAAUCAUAUGCACUAUGCAAAUCUGUUUUCAAAGCAUUUCUUAACCCUCUAUCCAAUUCAUCCACCAUUAGCAGAAUAAUAGAUACGCUCAUUGGCAAGGAGGCUUACUUAUGCUUACUUUGGAUACCAAGCCAUAUAGGGAUUCACGGGAACGAGAUGGCAGACAGUGCCGUCAAACAAGCCUACUCAGCACCGAUAACAAAGGAUCCCACAUGUGAAAAGAGAGAUAUUCUGUCAACAAUUAAAUGAUAUCUCAACACCAGAUCGAAACUAGAGUGGCUAAACUACACCCAUCACCACUACGGUACCAUAAACCGAGAGCAUAUACCCCCACAAUACCCCACCGGCGUAGGGAAAACACAAAUAAAACAUUUCUCCCAGCUACGUCUUGGCCAUAACACAUCCUGAUUGGGGAUCCACCCCCAGGUUGCGCACACUGCGGAGAAUUUAUCUCUUUAAACCAUAUAUUCCAGGAUUGCCCCGUUUUGGUAGACGCCAAAGAGGAAAGUUGGUCGGAAUGUGUCAAAGCCUAAAAAAACUCUUUUUAUCAUAAGUUUUUAAUUAAAUGCACCAUGAACCCACCUCUUUCCCAAACUUCGGUUUUUUCAUCUCAAUCCCCUUAUUAGCUCUUCCCGAACUCAUUUAGCUGCAGUUUUUCCGCGCGUAGUUUAACAGCAAAUUGGUAGUUUGUGAUUGAAUGACAGCUUGAGGUCAAUUUGCUUGUUCAUGUAAAAGUGCCGAAUGUGCCAUAAUCCAACAAUCACAUUUUUAUUUAUUUUUUAUUAUAAAUUAAAUACACGCAUUUGCCAAGUUUUAAAGUUUUAAAGAAAAAUAAAUAUUUUUACCCACCCGAGGAAGUCAAGACGUUUCAGUGCUGCACAGGACCUUUGUUUAUUGCCCAAAAUCUAUUCAGCGGGAAGAUAUAGGCAUUCUUUAAACUGAAGCAUCAGUAAGCUCGCUCAAUUUCCAUUAUACCAAAAAAUGUUGGUGUACUUAUUUGAAAAAAAAAGAAACGAUAAAUUCCUACCAAUACCAGGACUCAUAGGUAAACAAACAGACAUCGAAGAACAGAUGUUUUAACGCCAGCAAAACAUUGAAAUUCGACAUUAAAUAAGAAACAUUAUAAAUUUCAUAAGCAUUUCAAAUUCUUAGAAACACUAUAAAUUUCACAAGUACAAAAAUUAUUAUGGCAGAUUUAAAAAAAACACAAUUAAUUACUGCCAAAACAGCAUUUUUGGCAACUGCAGGCGUCGGUUUGUUGUGCAUUGUUAUGCGGCAGCGGGCUCGUAUUCUAGCUCGGCUGAGGAACUACGGAAACCCAUUGAGCGAGAAGCAAAUACGAGUCAUUGAAACACCUGAUGAAUGUCAGCGGGUAUUAGAUACAUUAAAGCGCCAUUGCCACGAAUACAAAGUACUUGGCUUUGAUUGCGAGUGGGUCACUGUGGGGGGUAAACGACGUCCAGUAGCGUUGCUGCAGUUAUCUUCGCAGAAGGGGCUUUGCGCACUGUUCCGACUCUGUACUUUGCAACAAAUACCAAAGGGCCUUCGAGAUCUGCUCGAGGACGAUGAUGUGAUAAAAGUCGGUGUUGGCCCACAAGACGAUGCACACAAAUUGGCAUUCGAUUAUGGCGUAGGUGUGGCAAGCACACUAGAUCUACGAUAUCUGGCUGCGUUGGUUAAUCAAAAACCAGGAGGCUUAGCUAAAAUGGCAAAAUCCUUGUUAGAUGUGCAUUUGGAUAAAAACUGGCGACUCUCCUGCUCUGAUUGGGAGGCUAAAGUGCUUAACGAAAAACAGUUGCAGUAUGCGGCCAACGAUGCAUUAGUUGCAGUGAAAAUCUUUGAAAAGCUGGCAAAGAAAUUGGAUGCAAAGCCAUUUUGGAAUCUCAGCAGCAUAAAUUUCACAAAAAUUCAGGAGCGAUUGCAACCUUUCUAUGACAUUCGUUUCAAGGAAGGCUCUCUAAAUAAUAUAAUGGCUACGGAACGGAGAAAAUCGAUAACGACCACUGGUCGGAAAGCUAAACAAAAGCAGAUGCAAACUCGUAGCAUUAGCACACGUUCCAGAGCCUUAUACGACAAUUGCAAUUUACAAGCGCCUGAUGGAGAAUUGCUCUGCACUAUAGACGCGAAAAAAGCACAAUGGUAUGUGGAUCAAAACUUGGGCGUAGUGGUAGCGGAAACUCCAUUAACUGUGCGCUUAAAUUUCGAGCCCUCGGGACGUGCUGUCGGCGAUGUGGGACGUUACUAUCAGACUCCCAAGGAAAACCGAUGUGUGGUGUGUGGUCGACUCGAUCCGUUGUCACGCAAAAACGUAGUGCCACGCGAAUACAGAAAGCAUUUCCCAGUGGUCAUGAAGUCACAUACUUCACACGAUGUGCUUCUGCUGUGCCCAGAUUGCCAUCAACUUAGUAAUAUUUAUGACUUAAGAAUGCGAAUGAAAUUAGCGGAGCAAUGUGAUGCGCCAUUUACGAAAGAAGAAUCGGCUGUGAAAUACUACGAGCUGCCCGAGCUUAAAAAAGUUAAAUCAGCAUCGAGGGCGUUGCUGCAAAGUCAAAACGAAAUACCUGCCGAGCGCCGGGACAUUUUAAUCAAAAUUCUGCUGGAUCAUUACAAAACGGAACAGCUAACAGAUGAAUUAAUUAAGGAGGCCGCUAAUAUUGAUACGACACGGAGUAACGAAAACUACUGCCAACACGGUGAGAAGGUCGUGAGUAUGUAUGAAACUGCAUUCGGUGGCCUCUGUGAACUGGAAAAGCAGUGGCGGCAACAUUUCCUAACCCAUAUGAAACCGAAAUAUCUGCCAGAUCUUUGGAACGUCAAUCAUAAUGCAAACAGAUUGGAAAUACGCGCGCAGGAGGGUCGCGUUGAAAAAGAAGAUUUGAUCGUUGCGGGUCUAAGCAUAGUUGCAGAUGUAGAAUCGGUAGCGAAGUGCUGAAAAAUCAACUCGAGUUUACAAAUUCUUCGCAGACUCGUCAAUCAGUUCUUUUUGCACCAAAAACAAUUUUUUUUUU
Molecule: messenger RNA, 3454 nt
Organism: Anastrepha ludens (Mexican fruit fly)
Lineage: Eukaryota; Metazoa; Arthropoda; Insecta; Diptera; Tephritidae
Gene: Exd2
Product: exonuclease 3'-5' domain-containing protein 2
Exons: 7
Coding region: 1633-3378 (581 amino acids)
Biological process (GO): nucleobase-containing compound metabolic process
Cellular component (GO): cytoplasm; nucleus
Molecular function (GO): 3'-5' exonuclease activity; nucleic acid binding
Source: RefSeq, a predicted model, not a curated record